Molecule: messenger RNA, 321 nt
Organism: Botrytis deweyae
Lineage: Eukaryota; Fungi; Ascomycota; Leotiomycetes; Helotiales; Sclerotiniaceae
Exons: 2
Coding region: 1-321 (106 amino acids)
Biological process (GO): nucleosome assembly
Cellular component (GO): nucleosome
Molecular function (GO): structural constituent of chromatin; DNA binding
Source: RefSeq, a predicted model, not a curated record
AUGCGUGAUGAGAGGAUACAGAUAGGAGGUAUUAUAAUAAAGAAGCAGAAGAAGAAAAGAAGAAAAAGCAGAAAAAAAGAAAAAGAAGAAAAAGAAGAAAAGAAGAAAAAGAAGGAAAAAGAAGAAAAAGAAGAAAAAGAAGAAAAGAAGAAAAAGAAGAAAAAGAAGAAAAAGAAGAAAAAGAAGAAAAAGACGAAAAAGAAGAACAAGAAGAAAAAGAAGAAAAAGAAGAAAAAGAAGAAAAAGAAGAAAAAGAAGAAAAAGAAGACAAAAAAGAAAAAGAGAAUGCGCGGUACGAUAUUUAAUAUAGUAGAUAGGUGA